Messenger RNA from Miscanthus lutarioriparius, 1524 nucleotides. Lineage: Eukaryota; Viridiplantae; Streptophyta; Magnoliopsida; Poales; Poaceae. The record is from the annotation of a GenBank genome assembly.
AUGGACGCUUCAACCACGCUAUGGUUCCUCUACGUCUCACUCGCCUCCUUCCUCCUCUACAAGCUCUUCGCUUCAACCAAGACGAGCUCAGGCAAGGCGCGGCGGCGCGCACCGGGCCCGGCGCCUCUGCCGCUCGUCGGCAACAUCCUGGAGCUCCGGGGCGAGCCGCACCACGCCCUCGCCAGGCUUGCAGAGACGCACGGUCCGGUCAUGUCCCUGAGACUGGGCACCACCGACGCCAUCGUGGUCUCCUCGGCCGCGGCGGCGCGCGACGUGCUGCAAAGGUACGACCACGUGCUGGCGGCGCGGUCGGUGAGCGACGCCGGGCGCGCGCUGGGGAACCACGAGCACUCCGUCAUCUGGCUCCCAUGCACCAGCCCGCUGUGGAAGCGGCUCCGCGCCGUGUGCACCAAUCACCUCUUCUCGGCGCGCGCGCUGGACGCGACGCGCGCCGCGCGGGAGGAGGGAGUGAGGCAGCUGGUAGCUUGCCUGGGCCGCCACGCCGGCGCCGGCGACGGCGAGGCCGUGGACGUGGGCCGCGCCGUGUUCUCGUGCGUGCUCAACCUCGUCUCCCGCGCGCUCUUCUCCGAGGACGUGGUGGCCGACCUGAGCUCGGACCGCGCGCAGGAGCUGGAGAUGCUGGUGAGAGACACCGUCGAGGAGGUCACCAAGCCCAACCUCUCGGACCUCUUCCCCGUGCUCGCCAGGCUCGACCUGCAGGGCCGCCGCCGUCGCUCCGCUGAGUUCGUGGCGAGGUUCUACGACUUCUUCGACCCGAUCAUCGCCCGCCGUGUCGAAGCGCGCGGCAGUGGUGAAAAGAUUGAUGAUGAUUUCUUAGACGUGUUGCUUCAGCUUCACUCGAUGGAUCAACUCAGCCUGCAAACCAUCAAGUCUUUUCUUUUGGAUCUGUUUGCCGCUGGAACCGACACGAACGCGAUCACGGUGGAGUGGACGAUGGCCGAGCUACUCCGGCACCCGGCGGUGAUGUCCAAGGUCCGCGCGGAGCUGCGGGACGCGCUGGGCUCCAAGCCGCACCCGGACGAGUCGGACAUCGGCAGGCUGCCAUAUCUCCGCGCUGUGGUGAUGGAGAGCAUGCGGCUCCACCCGCCGAGCCCGAUGCUGAUGCCGCACCUGGCCAUGGCCGACGGCGCCGAGGUGGGCGGCUUCGAGGUGCCCGCCGGCACCAAGGUGAUCAUCAACCUGUGGGCGAUCAUGCGCGACCCGGCGACGUGGGCGGAGCCCGAGGCGUUCUCGCCGGAGCGGUUCGUGGGCGCGAGCGACGCGGACUUCCGUGGGAAGGACCGGCUCGAGUUCAUGCCGUUCGGGGCCGGGCGGCGGGCGUGCCCCGGCACGCCGAUGGCCACGCGGGUGGUGACGCUGCUCCUGGCCUCCAUGCUCCACGCGUUCGAGUGGAAGCUGCCCGAGGGGAUGCAGCCGGCCGACGUGGACGUCAGGGACCGGUUCGGCACGUCCCUCAACAUGGUCACGCCGCUCAAGGCCGUGCCGGUGCCGUCGCACCGGUGA